AGCAACAACUCUUCGUCAGCCCACUCCAGUCAGACCAUCAGAUCAUCAACGAUGUCCGCUGUACGCCCUUUCGCCAUUGCGCUGCUGGCAGGCCUGGCAGUCACUGCUCACUUCGCGCUGGCCAAACAAUCCGAAUGGAACGGCACCGUCAAUCUUGAGAAUGUCCUCGCAAAUCCAGUCAAGAUUUUACCCGGUACCAACAUCCCUCUUUCUCUUCCUCGUACCGGCCUGGAUAAGUUGGACAACUUCUUUGCCUUCAUGGCAGCGUUCUUCCACACGACUCUGGACUCAAGAAACGUCCGAGCUCACUGGCAAGGAAACCAUCUCCUCGGCACGCUCUCUAGCAUCUGGAUCAUGAUGCUGUCGGAAGCUCACGGCAGUACCUCCACCGGCUUCUUCUUCGCGACAUACUUCUUCGAGGUCAUGGGAGAGCUGCUUGGUAUUGGACUCUUCACGCCAAUCUGGGCAAUCACGCAUCUGCUUAUGGUCCGGAACCCGACGAAGACUGUCACCAAGCCUACCGCGGCGCCAAGCGGACACUCCAAAGCUUUGGGCUAUGCAUUGAUGAUCGGUCAUGUUGUGCCGAGCGCUUUCAUGCUUCGCACCCAGCCUGACGGUCAGGGCAUUCUUUCGCAGCCGUUGUGGGCGAUUCUUCGACUCUUCCAUCCGGUGUGGGUGUACGUGGCUUGGAAGACCAUCACCGUGCUCGGUGGGAAGAGCGCCGCAUCCGUUUCAACUGAGCCGGCAUUCUUCACCCGGCGCAAGUUCUACGUGUUCAGCAUUCUGGCGUCGGGCUUCUUCCACAUCAUUUCUUUGGCGUAUCUGUUGAGUGGUCACCUGGCAUCUGGUUGGCUCAAGGAGGAUGUUGUCGCGGCGCUUGACGCCAGAAUCGUCUUGAUUCCAACCCAGUUCUAUCCAGAAUCGGUCGUUCAGAAGGUGCCCUUCGAAACUGGCGUUGCGAUAUUCCUCCAGUGGGAUUACCUCUGCUCAUCUGCUGCGAUCGUGAUCUGGGCUGCUACUUUGUCGGCAGAAGCUAUUUCUGCUUCCAAGAGGAAGAGCGGAGGCAGCGUUCUGGAGACCUAUGCCCAGGCUGGACUGGUUUCGAUUCUCGCUGGACCUGGCGCAGCUGCCGCAUUCCUGCUGCAGGAACGGGAUGCGGUAUUGGCAGCACCUGUCGAGCUUGUCGAGAAGAAACGACAGUGA
Messenger RNA from Zymoseptoria tritici IPO323, 1203 nucleotides. RefSeq lists its product as uncharacterized. The record is from RefSeq and is a predicted model, not a curated record. NCBI's taxonomy places the organism in Eukaryota, Fungi, Ascomycota, Dothideomycetes, Mycosphaerellales, Mycosphaerellaceae. Bases 52 to 1203 code for a protein of 383 amino acids. The transcript has a single exon.